UGCAAAGAAAAGAUUUUACAUGUUUCUGUUGCUGUGUUUAACUGCAGAGCACUGGCAUGGUGGAAUGAAAGCGCCCGUGAGUGGUUCUUGUACGCAAAUCUUAGCACCCAAGGUGACUAUUGAAUUGUGAACCUCUUGUCUUGGGGUUGAAAUGUUAAUGUUGUAGCCAUUAAAGCUGGUAAAACAAACUUUUCUCAUUGUUACGCCUUACUUUUCUGAUUUCUUGUUACUGCUUGUGUGUCAUUGUCCAGGUAAAAAGUUCAGAGGGAAAAGAAAAGGAUAUUAGUGAGAGAAGUAAGAACCAAGGGAAGCAAAAAGUCACAAUUAAAACAGAUGGCUGUCCCUUGUAGCUGCCCUUACUUCCUAGACACUUUGUUUUCUCUAGGCAAAUGAAUUGUUAUGAAACUGCUAAAACUCGAAAGCGUAUCCUGCUCAAAUCCUUCAGAAUAUUUUCCCGGAGACUUCUACCAGGACUUCACCUACCAGGAUCACCAGACCUUUUGCAAGGAUGUUGUUCACUGUUGUCCAAAGCCUUUGUGCAGAACUUGCAGUCUCUGCCGGUGCAAUGCCAGGAUACACCACCUGUAUCUUCUAUAGUAAAUUCUGAAGCACUGCUAGGUUAUGCCACUGAUGUGGUUGAUUUUAUUGUGAAAUAAGCAGCGAAGAAUAACCCUUUCAGAUCUGACUUGCUCGUAAAUUUUUUUGGCAGUCAGCUCCUUUGUUGCAUCUCCCUCAAACAACUUCCUUGACCUAAAGUCAUGCUUUGAUAACACCCACAUCUAGAGUUUAACUAUUGUAUCUGCCUUUGUCCUGAAGGCAACGUAUUGCUCCUUUGUAAGUCGUGUUUGUAUUCAAGCUUGUGGCAAAAGAUAAUGACUUUCUGUGAGGGCAAUCACAAAAAGCAUUCAGUGCGGGGGACAAUCGGAACUGAUUUGUAGUUCCCCAGUUCUGAUCUCUGCAGCUACAGGACCGGUGAAUGCGAGUAGUUACAAAGCACGACUGGUUUUACUUAGAUUGUUUGAAAUUGGAAUGCAUGUGAAGGUUCCCUGCUACUGGCAGCGGUGAGCAGGACACGGGGAAAAGCUUAUGGGAUGGAUAUAUAGUUGAACAAAUGCGUGAUUGAAGACCAUGGGAACAUACAAAAACGUUGACUUGUGGAUAGCUAGAAGAAAUAAUUAUACUGUGAGCUCCUUUUGGACCAAAUAGAGUGACAGGGAUAAACAGCCCAAAUUGUUCCCAUUGCAUGCCUGUGGCUGCUAGUGAAGGAAGUACUGUGCACAGUAACUACAGCUCCAGCUGGGUUUCAAAAAAAAAAAGUUAUCCUUUUUAAUCUGUGUUCAAGCUAUUGCUAAUAUUCCUUGCAUGUCAGGCUCUUUCAGAGAUGACUCAAAAGAAGAAUGUGUCUCAGGUUAGUUUAAGAACCAUUCUGUUUUUCCUGCAAGCUCCCAUGGCUGAAGUUACUGGCAGAGUUCCCUGAAAUGGAGGUUUACGUUGAGAAGACAAAAAGCUGUGGUGAAGAAGGGGAAAAAGGUACCGGUAGAAGACAGAGCUUUGACAUUCUUUUCAUGAAAGAGGUUUACAAGUAGUUGUCUUAUAAUAACUUUGAGAAGAAGUUCUAUGUAGCUCUUACUUUCAAGAGUGCUGCAAAAAUGAUUACUUCAGAUUUGCCAGUACUACAGGAUUCUACAAAUGAAACUACUGCACAUUCAGAUGCUGGCAGUGAGCUUGAAGAAACAGAAGUCAAAGGAAAAAGAAAAAGGGGCCGUCCUGGCAGGCCUCCAGUUUUCUUUGCCCAGUCUGCCGCUAAGAAACCUCGCAAGUCUCCAGGAGACAAAGGUCGUUUGGAGGCUGGAGCCAGAGGAGCAAGUCGUGGACGAGCUAAUGGCCACCCUCAGCAGAAUGGAGAAGGGGACCCUGUCACUUUGUUUGAGGUGGUUAAGCUGGGGAAGAGUGCUAUGCAGUCUGUGGUGGACGACUGGAUUGAAUCAUAUAAACAAGACAGGGACAUAGCACUUCUGGAUUUAAUCAACUUCUUUAUCCAGUGUUCAGGAUGUCGAGGUACUGUAAGAAUUGAAAUGUUCAGGAACAUGCAAAAUGCAGAAAUCAUAAGGAAAAUGACAGAAGAAUUUGAUGAGGACAGUGGUGAUUACCCACUUACCAUGCCUGGGCCACAGUGGAAGAAGUUUCGAUCCAAUUUUUGUGAGUUCAUUGGAGUGCUCAUUCGACAGUGUCAGUAUAGCAUCAUCUAUGAUGAAUACAUGAUGGACACGGUGAUUUCUCUUCUGACUGGUUUGUCAGAUUCCCAAGUCCGGGCUUUCAGACACACCAGUACGUUAGCUGCUAUGAAGCUUAUGACUGCUCUUGUGAAUGUUGCCUUAAACCUGAGCAUUCAUCAGGAUAAUACACAGAGGCAGUACGAAGCUGAGAGAAACAAAAUGAUUGGCAAAAGAGCUAAUGAAAGAUUGGAGCUGCUGCUUCAGAAAAGAAAAGAGCUACAAGAAAACCAAGAUGAAAUCGAAAAUAUGAUGAACUCUAUUUUUAAGGGUAUAUUUGUUCAUAGAUACCGUGAUGCUAUUGCUGAGAUUAGAGCUGUCUGUAUUGAAGAAAUUGGUGUCUGGAUGAAAAUGUACAGUGAUGCCUUCCUGAAUGAUAGCUAUUUAAAAUAUGUUGGUUGGACACUACAUGACAGGCAAGGUGAAGUGAGGUUGAAGUGUUUGAAAGCUCUUCAGAGUCUGUAUACCAACAGAGAGUUAUUUCCAAAACUGGAGCUGUUCACUAAUAGAUUCAAGGAUCGCAUUGUAUCAAUGACACUCGAUAAGGAAUACGAUGUUGCUGUGGAAGCCAUUCGAUUAGUCACGCUAAUACUUCAUGGAAGUGAAGAAGCUCUGUCAAAUGAAGACUGUGAGAAUGUUUAUCACUUGGUGUAUUCAGCACACCGGCCUGUUGCAGUAGCAGCUGGAGAAUUCCUUCACAAGAAACUGUUCAGCAGACAUGAUCCCCAAGCUGAAGAGGCUCUAGCAAAGAGGAGGGGGCGAAAUAGUCCAAAUGGAAACCUCAUUAGAAUGUUGGUUCUUUUCUUUCUUGAAAGUGAGUUACAUGAACACGCAGCCUACUUGGUGGACAGUUUGUGGGAGAGCUCUCAAGAACUGUUGAAAGACUGGGAAUGCAUGACAGAAUUGCUCUUGGAGGAACCAGUCCAAGGAGAAGAAGCAAUGUCUGACCGGCAGGAGAGUGCUCUUAUUGAACUGAUGGUGUGUACAAUCAGACAAGCUGCUGAAGCACACCCUCCAGUAGGCAGAGGCACUGGCAAAAGAGUCUUGACAGCAAAAGAAAGAAAAACUCAGAUAGAUGACAGAAAUAAAUUGACUGAGCAUUUCAUUAUUGCACUUCCUAUGUUGCUGUCAAAGUAUUCCGCUGAUGCAGAGAAGGUUGCAAAUCUCCUGCAAAUCCCUCAGUAUUUUGAUCUGGAAAUCUAUAGCACUGGCAGAAUGGAAAAGCAUCUGGAUGCCUUACUGAAACAGAUUAAGUUUGUUGUGGAAAAGCAUGUGGAAUCGGAUGUUCUUGAAGCCUGCAGCAAAACCUACAGCAUACUCUGUAGUGAAGAAUAUACAAUCCAAAACAGAGUUGACAUAGCCCACAGCCAACUUAUUGAUGAAUUUGUGGAUCGAUUCAACCAUUCUGUAGAGGACCUGCUGCAGGAGGGAGAAGAAGCUGAUGAUGAUGACAUAUACAAUGUUCUUUCAACAUUAAAGAGGUUAACCUCUUUUCACAAUGCUCAUGAUCUCACAAAAUGGGAUCUGUUCAGUAACUGCUACAGAUUACUAAGAACUGGAAUUGAACAUGGAGCUAUGCCAGAACAGAUAGUUGUUCAGGCACUGCAGUGUUCGCAUUACUCUAUUCUCUGGCAGCUGGUAAAAAUCACUGAAGGCUCCCCUUCCAAAGAGGACUUACUGGUAUUGAGGAAAACUGUGAAAUCCUUUCUGGCUGUCUGUCAGCAGUGUCUAUCAAAUGUCAACACUCCAGUAAAGGAACAGGCUUUCAUGUUGCUCUGUGAUCUCUUGAUGAUUUUUAGUCAUCAGCUGAUGACUGGAGGUAGAGAAGGUCUUCAGCCUUUGGUGUUUAAUCCAGACUCAGGUCUUCAGUCAGAACUUCUCAGUUUUGUGAUGGACCAUGUCUUCAUUGACCAAGAUGAUGAAAACCAGAGCAUGGAGGGAGAUGAAGAAGAUGAAGCUAACAAAAUAGAAGCCUUACAUAAGAGAAGAAACCUCCUGGCUGCCUUCAGCAAGCUGAUAAUUUAUGACAUUGUGGACAUGCAUGCAGCGGCUGAUAUCUUCAAACACUAUAUGAAGUACUACAAUGACUAUGGAGAUAUCAUUAAGGAAACCCUGAGCAAAACAAGGCAAAUUGAUAAAAUCCAGUGUGCAAAGACACUCAUUCUCAGUUUGCAACAGCUGUUCAAUGAGCUUGUUCAGGAGCAAGGUCCUAAUUUGGACAGGACAUCUGCCCAUGUUAGUGGAAUUAAGGAAUUGGCCCGGCGGUUUGCCCUCACUUUUGGCUUGGAUCAGAUCAAGACAAGAGAGGCUGUGGCCACACUACACAAAGAUGGAAUAGAGUUUGCCUUCAAAUAUCAGAAUCAAAAAGGACAAGACUAUCCACCUCCUAACCUUGCAUUCCUUGAAGUGCUUAGUGAAUUUUCUUCUAAACUCCUGCGACAGGACAAAAAGACUGUUCAUUCCUACUUAGAGAAGUUUCUGACAGAACAGAUGAUGGAAAGAAGAGAAGAUGUAUGGCUUCCACUAAUUUCCUAUAGAAACUCACUAGUUACGGGUGGCGAAGAUGACAGAAUGUCUGUUAACAGUGGAAGCAGCAGCAGCAAAGCCUCUUCAGUGAGAAAUAAGAAAGGGCGACCACCGCUACACAAAAAGAGAGUAGAAGAUGAGAGUCUAGAAGGCUCAUGGCUGAACAGGAAUGAAAACAUACAUACUCCAGGGACACUGCAAGCACCACAGCUCACCUCAACUGUCUUGAGAGAGAACACUAGACAAAUGGGAGAGCAGAUCCAGGAACACGAGUCAGAGCAGGGAUCUGAACAAGAUUUUUUACACAAUCCUCAGAUGCAGAUAUCUUGGUUGGGCCAACAGAAGCUAGAAGAUUUAAAUCGAAAGGACAGGACAGGAAUGAACUACAUGAAAGGGAGAACUGGUGUAAGGCAUGCAGUACGAGGUCUAAUGGAAGAUGACGCUGAGCCCAUCUUUGAAGAUGUAAUGAUGUCUUCACGAGGUCAGCUAGAAGAUAUGAAUGAGGAAUUUGAGGACACAAUGGUCAUUGAUCUGCCACCUUCAAGAAACCGACGAGAACGGGCUGAACUGAGGCCAGACUUCUUUGACUCCGCAGCUAUCAUUGAGGAUGAUUCAGGAUUUGGAAUGCCUAUGUUCUGAAGUCUGCUGAAGACAUUUUACAAAUUUGGAACUCUAUUGUUUAGAGCUAGAGGCCUAUAUACUGUGAUAGCUUGUAUGAAAACCACAUUUUUGAUGUGAUACGGUUUGAUUUUUAACCAAAUGAUUAAGGUCAAUCCCUUUUUGUAGUGACAGAAAGAAGAGGAACUUCUUAAUGACACAAAGGAAUGUUGGCCAAUCCAGUCACCUCAGAAAGGCUGACCUAAAAAAUCAUUUGUAUCCCUGUUCUUGACUGUCCUAAUACAGAUUUUUUUUUUCUGGAUGAGGAGGAAGUUUUAAAUUGUUAAGACAGCUGUCAAAAUAAACACUGUUCUACAUAUGUUUUCUGAAAACAACAUUGAGUGAAAACAGAACUUUUUACCUUUAUUUUUCUGCUGUACAAUUUAAAACAGUUUUAACAUUUGCCUUUUUAUGUUUUAAAAGCUAGCCAUUUUUAUUAAACCUAUGCCUAUCAGCCAUUGACUAGCAAUGAUGCUAUAAGCAGGUCAUUCUGGCUACGGAAAAGUGUUUUUGAACACACUGGAUUUGAUUAACAUUAUGGUACGCUUAUGUCCUCUCAUAGGCAUUGAGAAGAACACUCUUAUAGAAGAGGUUAGAAUUCUAAUGACGUGCAUCUCUGCCAAAAAAUUUCAGAUUCUGAUAUGAUAAACCCAGAUUUUAUACUCUUGAGAAGAUUUAUUUUUAUUUAUAAUGGGACAUAAAGUAAGAGAUGUCCAUGAAGCCACUUUUCCAACAGAUGCUGUGUAACAUUCAUUUUAUAUAGCACAUGGGGACACAAAAACAGUAAAUUUUCUAUUGGUACUUGCUCUGUGCAUUUUUAGCAACUUAUACCAGCAAAUAAAGUAUUCUCAGUAAAACACACAAAUGGUUCUCAAGUAAUCACUUUGCUGUUUUUACUACCUACUUCAAGCCCUGCCAGUCCAAGGUACAUAAACAGCAACUUUCCUAUUUAAAAAAACAAAACAAAGCAAAACAAUAAUUCAAGGGUGGGGAAAAGGAAUCACUUUAGCAUACUAAAAGCAAUUUUAACUGUACCAUAAAAAAGUCUACUUUCCAUGCCGUAAAUACCCUUUUGCGCUAUUUUUGUAAAUUAAUUUUGCCAGUUAGAAGUACUGUAUGUGCUGCAUAGAAAUUUGUGCUUAGAUGGUGAAGUUCUUAAGCUUACAAUGGAAUACAGCUACAUUUUCAGUGUUAACUGUGCAUAUUAAGAGUAAUUAUUUGAAAAAAAAUACGAUUUUUCAAAAAAGUAAAAAAGUCAAAAAAAAAAAAAAAACAAAACACAAAAACCCAAAAUGUUCUCAGCUAAUUCAUUGUAAUAAGAGAUUUUUCAAUGUCUUCAAUAAUUUGGAAUUUCAUUAUGCUUCGAUUUUAUGACUCUGCCUAGUAGCUGCUACUUAGUUAAAACUGGCCUGAUAUCAGAGGUGCUGGCCAUCCACAACUUGCACUGACUCUAGUAUCUCUAAGAAUCAGCCCCAAAAUGUUAAUCUUCCUUUCUGCAUUCUAAUAUUAGCAUUUGAGAUACAAAGCAGAUUGACCCACUUGGAGCACAGCAGUUUUAGAGGUGCUUUUUUUUUUUUUAGCAACAGCAAAAUAAUCAUGGAGCUUUUUUAUUUUACAAGCUUAUUUAAAAAUAAAACAACGUUAAUACCCAGUGCUUGCUUGCUGGGAGGGACAAGAAUCUAAAAACAAACCAGCAUUUCACAAAGCUGAGGUUUGUUUUUUUUUAAAAAAAAUGCGUGCAGUUCUCAGAAAAAAAUGUUGCCAAAAAUGUUUGACUAGGUAAUUCAGCCAUUCCUCUGACAUUGGUUGGGUAAUGUAUAAAACAUGAGAAGUGGCUGGAACUUAAUAAAAUAACAUUACCUCCCUUUCUCUUCUUUCCAUCCCAAAGGUAAUAGGGGUGGGUAGGAAUGGCUGAAUUAAAUUGUCAUCACGAUAACUCUGUGAGCAUAGUAGCAUAAUAAAUGCUGCCCGGUUUGAGUCAUAGUCUCAGACGAACCUUGUGCUUCACAGUCCUCUGUGUGGAAAACUGAUUCCUAAUUUAACAUUGUAGAAUACUGUAUAACAAACAUUUAUUAUCACGGUACCUGCAAUGGGUUUCCAGUUCAGUUUGCAGUCAAUAGGUUUUUGUAUUAUGAGUGUCUCCUUGAUUGGUUUUGCUAGUAAUUCUGUAAAUUGUACAUUUACAAUAUGAGGUUUUUUUUUUUCCUUUUGUACAAUUUAAAACUGAUGCUUCACCUUUCAUUUAAUAAACUAUUCAAAAUCAUGA
Molecule: messenger RNA, 7722 nt
Organism: Oxyura jamaicensis (ruddy duck)
Lineage: Eukaryota; Metazoa; Chordata; Aves; Anseriformes; Anatidae
Gene: STAG1
Product: stromal antigen 1
Exons: 34
Coding region: 1650-5438 (1262 amino acids)
Biological process (GO): sister chromatid cohesion
Cellular component (GO): cohesin complex; chromatin; nucleus
Molecular function (GO): chromatin binding
Source: RefSeq, a predicted model, not a curated record